AUAUUUUGUCUAUGUAAAUAUGUCAAACAUAACCACAAUGUUAUCGAAAUGUCAACGUGACUAAAAUUUCAAAUAUAUAUCAGUGUUUUACGUAUUAAAAUGGGUAUCAGGGGUCUGACAACGUUUAUACAAAACAGAUCUCAUUUAUAUUUAGAAAAUUACGAAUUACACGAUACAAAUCUAGUUUUAGACGGAAAUUCGAUUGCUUGCCAAUUGUAUAAAUGGCAUACAUCGACACACGAUUGUUUUGGAGGCGAUUACGAUAAAUUUUCUAAAACAGUGAACGAAUUUUACGACCUACUGGCACAGUGCAAUAUAACUCCUCACGUUAUUUUCGACGGUGGUUAUGAGAAAAGGAAAGUAAACACAGUUAUUAGUAGAAUGAAAAACAAAAUCAAAUCUUCCAAUCUACUAAACAGCGUCACGGAAACUUCCAUAUCAGUAUUUCCUCUAUUCAUAAGAAACGUUUUCGAGGAUGUUACGAAGGAAAGAAAGGUAAAUAAAGUUCGAUGCGAUUUCGAAGGGGAUACCGAUAUUGCUAAUAUAGCUUCAGCUUUAAACUGUCCCGUUCUCAGUUUCGAUUCGGAUUAUUUCAUUUUUGAUACUUUAUAUAUACCUUUUUCAACUUUCGAUAUGACAAUCAAAAGAGGGAAAACUGCGAAUAAAAACGUCUAUAAAUAUAUUUGUUGUAAGAUUUAUAAAGUUGAGAAUUUUCUUAAAUCGUUUGAGGGUUUACAAAAAACGAGUUUACCAAUACUUGCUGUUCUUUUAGGGAACGAUUAUGUAAAAAGAGGGGUGUUUACAAUGUUUUAUAAGAAUUUAAAAAUCCAAAAAUGCCAUGGGAACCAAAGCGACCAACAAAAAAGGAUAAAAUCGCUAUUAAUUUGGCUUCAAAAUGAAACAAUAGAAAGUGCUUUACAAAAAGUCCUUAGUAGGUACAAAAAAACGAAAAGAACGAUAAUUUUGUAUAAAAUAGAACAGGCGAUAAAAGGAUAUAAUUGUUUCAAUAGUAAAUAUAUGAAGUAUUUAGGGAUUGAUUUGAAUAUAAAAAAUAAGGUUAAAAUAGAAAUUGAUUUAGAUAAAGUUAAUAAUAGCAUUGAAAUUGACGACGAAGACGAAGAAAUUCCAUACGAAGAAGAUUCGUCUUCAGAAGAAGAAAUAUUUAUAACACCAAACGAACCGGAUUUAAAUCUACCAACGGAAUUUUUACAAAAUUUUCGAACUUGUAUUUACCCUCCCUGUUUUAUGGAUAUCCUCGUAUAUAAUCAAUAUUAUUGUAUACCCCAAGUUGAAAAUAACACAUCAAAUCACUCCCAUAACAUUAGUUUCGAUAUAUUAAGCGCAAUAUACAAAAUUCUUACAGGGAAAACCAAUAGUUUGAUAUGUAUCUGUAGAAUAACCGCAGAUCAAGUAGGUAAAGUAAAAAUACCUCCCUGUAAAGUAAAUUUACCGAAAUACGAAGAAAUUAAAACUUUAAAUAAAGAAAAUAAAUACGAAUACUUCGAAAACGUGUUAAAAAUCGAUAAAAAUUAUAAAGAAUGUUUAAAUAAUUUUCCGGAAUCGUGGCAUUUAUUAUUAAUAACGAUUAAUUAUUAUUUAAAUAAAUCUAAUACUAAUUGGUGUAUUGUAUAUUCUAUAAUAUUAUCGAAGUUAAUUGUGAGUCACGUCGAUGAAAAAAUUGGGUUUUUUUAUCGAUCUAGUAAAAUUUUUUUAAAAAAACACUCGCAGUCUCACAUAACCUCAAAAUUAACUAAUCAUAAACCCGAUAACGUUAAAUCCGCUUUGGAAUAUAUCAACAAAGAUGAUUGCGUUAAUUGUUUAAAAAAAUUGAUUUAUUACUUCGAGAUGGAUGAUAAAAUGAUUAGAAAUCAUAAGAUUUUCGAUAGGGCGUUAGUACAUUCAAUUUCCGAAUUCCAAAGUUGCUUACUACACGUAGAUUAUCUGAAUACGUUGUUAGGUUUUCCGUUACGAAGUAUUUCUAUAGCGGAGUGUAUUAAUUGUACGUUUGUUUAUAAUUUUACGAAAAAUUUGAACAAGAGGAGUAAUUUGGAUAAGUACGUCGAAUUAUUACUCAAAGACUCCCCGAGUAUUUUAGAUAGUUUUCGUUUAAUUAUUAAUAAAGUGAAGGAAUUUACGAUAACGGAAGUGGCUAUGCAACCAAUGGGUAGAAAGAGAAGAAAAAAGAAAACUGUCAAGGAAAUAUGCGAGGAAAUCGAACAUUUAGAUAUUGAAUCUGAUAACGAAGUCGAACUUGAUCCUAAUAAUAAAUUUACGUUGUUAAGAAUUUGUUGAAAUAAAUUUACAUUUUUCUACAA
Molecule: messenger RNA, 2315 nt
Organism: Diorhabda carinulata
Lineage: Eukaryota; Metazoa; Arthropoda; Insecta; Coleoptera; Chrysomelidae
Product: protein asteroid-like
Exons: 2
Coding region: 100-2292 (730 amino acids)
Molecular function (GO): nuclease activity
Source: RefSeq, a predicted model, not a curated record